AUGGGAGCCCGGAGCGCUGACAAAGCCUGGAGGGGUGGGGUUGUGAGUUUCAGAAGGAAAUGGCUUCUGGAGCCUCUGAAGGACAUAGUUCAGGAAGGUGGCACCGCCAAGCUGGCUUGCUGAAUGUCAGCUUUCUCAGACCUGCUUAUUUGCUGGAUUGAGGUCAAGGGGCUGUGCGAUGGACCUAAGUGACGCUAUGUCCCCAAGGACCCUGGUGUGGUGGCUCUGGUGGUGCAAGACCGGUUGACCUACCUGGACCAGUAUAGCAUCAGCACAGCCAAUCCCUUCUGCCAGUGCUCAGACUCAUGUCUCCUUGUUCAAAAGGGACCUGAUAACACUAAAACACGCAAAGACACCAUGGUAACACUGACUGCCCAGAUCCUGGGCUAGCCUCUGCUGGAUGUCCGCUGGACCAAGGACAGAGAGGACCAAGGACAUCAAGAAACCUUGCAGAAGGAUGAGGGUCGCUGGACCAGUGUUGCGAUUGGUACCAACACCACCAUCUAGACCAUUCACCAGACCACACCCCAGGACAGCGACAAGUAUAAUGUGUUUGUAGCGAACAGCCUGGGCAUAGACCAGAGCUUCGCUCAGGUGGACGUGGCUUGA
This is a messenger RNA of Meriones unguiculatus (Mongolian gerbil), 609 nucleotides long. It is a transcript of the gene Spegnb, whose product is annotated as SPEG neighbor. The record is from RefSeq and is a predicted model, not a curated record. NCBI's taxonomy places the organism in Eukaryota, Metazoa, Chordata, Mammalia, Rodentia, Muridae.